Molecule: messenger RNA, 337 nt
Organism: Clupea harengus (Atlantic herring)
Lineage: Eukaryota; Metazoa; Chordata; Actinopteri; Clupeiformes; Clupeidae
Product: collagen alpha-1(XI) chain-like
Exons: 4
Coding region: 14-337 (107 amino acids)
Cellular component (GO): extracellular matrix
Molecular function (GO): extracellular matrix structural constituent
Source: RefSeq, a predicted model, not a curated record
AGGAAGUACGCAGAUGCUCAGUGUUUGUGUUUGUGUUGGUUGUCAGGGCGACAGAGGGCCAAAGGGCACACCUGGGAGAGCGGGCACCAACGGGAAAGAUGGAGACAACGGACAGGACGGGCAGCAAGGGGUUCACGGGCCACCCGGGCCACAGGGUCCUUUGGGCUACAGAGGAGAACCAGGAUCACCGGGAGAGAAGGGAGACGAGGGCUUGAUAGGGUUUCAGGGACCAGGCGGAGAGGAUGGAGAGCCUGGGGAGAAAGGGCCACAGGGCAUCAGAGGAGUGGAGGGACCUCAGGGGCCAAUAGGAACAGAUGUGAGUGGCGAUGAACUGUAA